Molecule: messenger RNA, 461 nt
Organism: Rhodotorula graminis WP1
Lineage: Eukaryota; Fungi; Basidiomycota; Microbotryomycetes; Sporidiobolales; Sporidiobolaceae
Exons: 3
Coding region: 223-417 (64 amino acids)
Source: RefSeq, a predicted model, not a curated record
CGACAAUCGACGCGCCGGUCGCGUCUGUAGUCGCUCAGGAACCCCCAAAAGCUGCGCUCAUCAAACCGUCCGUCCCUCGAUUCGACUCGCAACACGCUCGACAAGCCGUACAGGCGACCCAGAUCUAUCAGCUCGUGCCGCCUCGUUCACCCUCGUCCUCCCCGACCUGUCGCCCCCUCCUUCCUUGCCAAACUCGCUGCUGGACCAGCUCCCUCACUCGCCAUGACCCGCGCCCGCCUCACCGCCCCAUCGCCCCUCAAGCUCGUCCCCGUCGGCAACGGCGUCAAGCCCCCUCGGUUCCCCACCUUCACCCUUCCCUCGCCGCCCAAACCCUCGUUCACGACGGUGCGCUCGCGCCACCUCAGCGGCGGAAGCGGCGUCGUCAUCGGCGAGCUGCCCAAGCUCGGCCAGUCGUAGAUGGCCGGGCGAGUCGCGCAAUGGACGUUCAGCUGGAGCAGGUC